CGCCGCCUCAGUCGCGCGCGGGCACGGCGUGCGGGCGCGCGCAUACUGCACGUGCAUGGCGCGCCUGACUGGAUGCCUCGCGCCCUCGGGGAAUGGCUUCGUCCGAGGAAGAGGCGACUACAGCGUCGACCGACUCUUAUCCUGAAGAUGAUGACUGCCUCAGUGUCCGAAAAUGGUGGUGCUUUCUGCUGUCGUCGAUAUUCACGUUCCUUUGUGGGUUGCUGGUGGUGCUGGUAUGGCGCGCGUGCGCGUUCGUCUGCUGCCACAAGGAGCCGGAGCUGGCCCCCAACGACCCCAAGCAGAAGGAGCAGAAGGCGGCGCGGCAGGGCAAACAAGAGUUCGAGGGCACGUUCAUGACCGAAGCGAAAGACUGGGCCGGCGAACUCAUAUCCGGUCAGACCACCACCGGACGAAUACUGGUAGUGUUGGUGUUCAUCCUGAGUAUAGCAUCGCUCAUCAUCUACUUCAUUGACGCGUCCAGUGAAGAGGUUGAGCGAUGCCAGAAAUGGAGCGACAAUAUUACUCAGCAAAUCGACCUUGCCUUUAACAUAUUUUUUAUGGUCUACUUUUUUAUACGAUUUAUAGCAGCUAGUGACAAACUAUGGUUCAUGCUCGAGAUGUAUUCAUUUGUAGAUUAUUUCACGAUACCCCCAUCCUUUGUAUCAAUAUACCUGGAUAGAACGUGGAUAGGGCUGAGAUUUCUCAGGGCUCUACGCUUAAUGACCGUGCCUGAUAUUUUGCAAUACCUCAAUAUAUUAAAAACAUCGAGCUCAAUUCGGUUGGCGCAAUUAGUUUCUAUAUUUAUAUCAGUGUGGUUGACCGCAGCCGGCAUUAUUCAUUUGCUGGAGAACUCGGGCGAUCCGUUAGAGUUCGAGAACGCGCAGAAGCUGUCCUACUGGACGUGUGUGUACUUCCUUAUAGUGACCAUGUCCACCGUAGGUUACGGUGACGUCUUCUGUCACACAGUACUUGGAAGAACAUUUUUAGUUUUUUUUCUCCUCGUCGGCUUGGCAAUGUUCGCUAGUAGCAUUCCCGAAAUUAUAGAGCUGGUAGGAAGUAGGUCCAAGUACAGUGGCGAGCUGAAGCGUGAACAUGGAAAGAGGCACAUAGUAGUCUGUGGACACAUUACAUACGAGUCAGUGAGCCAUUUUUUAAAAGACUUCCUCCAUGAGGACAGAGAGGAUGUGGACGUCGAAGUUGUUUUUUUACACAGGAAACCGCCCGACCUGGAGCUCGAAGGCCUGUUCAAGAGACACUUUACCACUGUGGAAUUCUUUCAAGGCACCAUUAUGAAUCCAAUCGACCUACAGAGGGUGAAAGUUCACGAAGCAGAUGCGUGCCUGGUGCUAGCCAACAAGUACUGCCAGGACCCUGAUGCAGAAGACGCCGCCAACAUCAUGAGGGUUAUCUCCAUCAAGAACUACUCCGACGACAUACGGGUGAUCAUCCAGCUGAUGCAAUAUCAUAAUAAGGCCUACCUGCUGAAUAUUCCAUCAUGGGACUGGAAGCAAGGCGAUGACGUCAUCUGCCUGGCGGAGCUGAAACUCGGCUUCAUCGCGCAGAGCUGCCUCGCGCCGGGCUUCUCGACUAUGAUGGCCAACCUCUUCGCCAUGCGCAGCUUCAAAACGUCACAAGAAAUGGCUAUAUGGACUAAUGACUACAUGCGAGGUACCGGCAUGGAGAUGUACACCGAGACACUAAGUUCAACGUUUAUCGGGAUGCCGUUCAAACAGGCCGCAGAGUUAUGCUUCACGAAGCUGAAGCUGCUCCUCCUGGCCAUCGAGAUCAAGGGCGAGGAGGGCGCCGACAGCAAGAUCUCCAUCAACCCGCGCAGCGCCAAGAUACACGCCAACACACAGGGCUUCUUUAUCGCACAAUCCGCCGAUGAGGUUAAAAGGGCUUGGUAUUAUUGCAAGGCUUGCCACGAAGACAUCAAAGACGAAACGCUCAUCAAGAAGUGCAAAUGCAAAAACUUGACCGCGCACCAGCGGAAGGUUGGAGCCGACAUAGAUGUUGGAAUGAUGAUGAUGCAGACUGGGAUGGUGAAACAAAGUCUUAAUACGUACCGGGCUUGUCUCGACGAUGAUCACCAUCCUCCCCCCACCUUCACGCCGCCAGAGUUGCCCAAGAAGGUCCAUGUUCGAGGUGAGAUUGCGAGGGAAAGAGGGGAGGAUACUAGUUUAAUAAAUCGCAAUCACCGGAACGCGGCGCCAACAGCGCUGCUGUCUCCGAUGGCGAACCAGCUCAUGAACACCACCACUACCAGGCAGGUCAACAAGGUGAAGCCCAAUGUCAACCGGGCACCUCCCGACACGAAUCCCCAGGAUCAAGAUACCAAUUACCAGGCCUAUCACCUUGCCUACGAAGUGAAAAAACUCAUGCCAACGAGUAGAAGCAGUGGUGGUAAUCAAAAUAGCAAUGGCGUCAGCUUACCCGCGGGCUUGGCUGACGACCAGUCGAAAGAUUUCGACUUCGAAAAGACUGAAAUGAAGUACGACUCCACUGGGAUGUUCCAUUGGAGCCCCGCAAGAAACUUGGAAGAUUGUAUAUUAGACAGGAAUCAAGCGGCCAUGACAGUUCUAAACGGGCACGUGGUAGUAUGUUUGUUCGCGGACCCGGACUCGCCGCUCAUCGGGUUACGAAACCUGGUGAUGCCGCUGAGAGCGUCCAACUUCCACUACCACGAGCUCAAGCACGUAGUCAUCGUAGGAAGCGUCGACUAUAUUAGGAGAGAAUGGAAGAUGUUGCAGAAUCUACCCAAGAUUUCUGUUUUGAAUGGUUCACCGCUAAGCCGGGCCGACUUGCGUGCAGUUAAUGUGAACUUGUGUGACAUGUGCUGCAUCCUAUCAGCGAAGGUGCCAUCCAACGAUGAUCCCACGCUGGCAGACAAGGAAGCUAUCUUGGCUUCGUUGAACAUCAAGGCGAUGACGUUCGACGACACGAUAGGAGUGCUGAGCGCUGGAGUGGGGACGAAUGGGAACAGUACGGCGCCACCGCCUCCGGGGCAGCCGCCCGCGCCCGUGCUGUUGCAGAGACGGGGCUCCGUGUAUGGUGCCAAUGUGCCUAUGAUUACUGAGUUAGUGAACGACAGUAACGUGCAGUUCCUGGACCAAGACGACGACGACGACCCGGACACGGAGCUGUACCUGACGCAGCCGUUCGCGUGCGGCACCGCCUUCGCCGUCAGCGUGCUCGACUCGCUUAUGUCCACCACUUACUUCAACCAAAAUGCCUUAACGUUGAUCCGCUCGCUGAUCACGGGCGGUGCUACGCCUGAGCUGGAGCUCAUUCUGGCUGAAGGCGCCGGCCUGAGGGGCGGCUACUCUACGCCGGAGAGUUUAGCUAAUAGGGACCGGUGUAGAGUGGGCCAGAUCUCGUUAUACGACGGGCCUUUAGCACAGUUCGGCGAGGCGGGCAAGUACGGGGAUCUGUUCGUGGCCGCGCUCAGCACGUACGGCAUGCUGUGCAUCGGCCUCUAUCGGUUCCGGGAUACGUCGUCCUCGUGUGACGCGAGCAGCAAGCGAUACGUCAUCACCAACCCGCCUGAUGACUUCUCACUGUUGCCUACCGACCAGGUGUUCGUGCUGAUGCAGUUCGACCCGGGCGUGGAGUACCGGUCGUCGCGGCGCGCGGCGGCGGCGGGCGGCAAGGACGACGCCUCCUGACUAUUGCUGUGCAGCGCCCUCACGGACGGGCCCUACUCCUACAUCUAGGCAGUAGUGGCCCGACAACCCCCUCCGCUCCCCACUCCUAGACAACACUCCUGGGUAAACGUCCAAAUAUUACUACAUUUUAUCCUGACUUAUUUAUGCCCGAUCCCUAUAAACCAGAAUCGAUUCAUUCUGCUUGCGGAGGAUAGCUUUUUGACGUUUGUUCUAGGAAGCUUAUGUCAAAAAUCUACCAUCUGUUUGCAAAAGGAAUCGUCUGAGUUGUAGGAACCGGUCAUAAGUCGUAAAUGGGAGUGCUGCUACCUCCAUUACCCCCUUUUAUUUUAAUUUGGCAACUGUAUAUGUUAGUUUAAGUUGAACACUUCCUGCACAGCAAUCUACACUACUCCAAACGCACUCUUGUAUAGAAUAGCAUUCGUUUGUUUAGCUGUGUCUGUCUACUGAAAGCAAUAUAAUAACGAAAUCUUAAAAAUAUAAAUUCGAUAUAGACUCAUAGCGACUUGUCUCGCAGUCAAUAGUAUUUGAAUCAGUUCAGAAUAUUAAAUGAAUUUUAUCUGGCACGAGAAAAGCAGUCUAGAAGCAAAAACAGAGGAUAGAUUGUUGUUACCAGCUGUUACAAAUACAGAAUUUUAGAAAGCGCAUAAGAAUAUAGAAAAGCUUUCGGUGUUUAGGAUAAAAGUUAGGCAGAGUUCAGUAUAAAACUGUUGUUACCAAGUUAAUAAAUUUUAAAGGAUCGAUCGUAAGUUAAGGCAAGUAGAAAGUUGGAAUUUUGAAAUGUUAUGGCACACCACACCGGCUGUAUUCGUUUGUAGUGUACCGCUGAUAUCAAGACUUUUACUGAGGUAGUUGCUUUAACAACAGGAGCUCCCAGUCUAUUGCAAACCUACCGUUCAUGCGGUAGAUUUACAACGGACCACAUAGAGAGACGUCAGAUAUUGAGGAUGUAACUACCACGAAAGUACUGAAUACAGCGGUACACACUGCACGAUUGAAUUCCAAUCAAACUGACACAUUAGUACAACGACUUGCAAUAUUAAUAUAAUUCAAAUGGAAAUAUGAUAUCGGUGGUGGUUAUUUAGUUAUAGGAUUUGUUUAUAAAGGUGGUGGGAAAAUAUACACAUGCAUACACAUUAACGGCAAAGUCCUGACACACCUCUUUCUUCCUACAACAGUAGUUCUUCAGACGUCCAGGAAAAAUCCCAUACAGUGAGUCUAGACUAUUCUUAAGAGCUACGAUUGGAUCGGAAUGGAUUUCAAAAACAUAUGAUACUGGUUCCCACAAAAAUAUAAAAAGAACCACUGUUGUAUCUUCAAAUGUUCGCGUAUGGUUAUAACUUCUAACAGUUUCUUCAACAAACUGUUUUCUAUUUCUCAAAACUGCAUGUCUGCAGUUCUUUUUAUUCAAAGAUUCUUUUUCUUUAUAUCUAUAUCUUUCCUAAGGUUUCUAUACUUAUUCGUAAGUCAUGCUCAACUAUGGAAACCUUUAAAUUUUUUGAUUGCAUGUUGAUUUCACGUGUAAAUGGACUUAGGUGUAGGCUAUCGCUUUUCUUAGAAUAUCCAUUCCUUAUUCAGUAGUUUUUUUCUGUCACUUUUCACGUAAUUAAGUGCUAUUUAUAAAGUUGAAAUAUAGACAUAUUAUAAGCAUUUAAUGUUAUUCAUCGACUGAUUGUUAAGCACAUCUUCAUCAUCGUUACUUUGUGAUCGUACGAAGUUAUUUUAGUCAUUAUUUUUUAAGUUUUUAGAUGUUUGUUUUUCUAUGGAUUCACAUUGAAUUCAUGUUUAGUUUUAAGACACUCUGCCAUAUUCAAAAGUGCACGUAUGGUAGUAGUCUGCAUACAGUUCCAUUGCUCACUGUUUAUCUUCUUUUUUUAUUAUUCUUUUAUAUUUAUAAGAUUUAGACUACAAGUUGAAUAUUUUUGUGCAGAAACGAAUUAAUGUUCUUUCUAUGAAAAUGAGAGAGAAUGCCAUAACUUGUGACGCGUUAUUUCACCUUCAGAUCUGCAUAAAAGUACAGUCAACUGUUACAGGAACAUAGUAACUUACAGCUUCACCUUAUAGUAUUUACCACGUUUUGUUUUUAUUUUUAUUUUAAUAAAAUUAUAUUACGCUAAAUUUUUA
Messenger RNA from Helicoverpa zea (corn earworm), 5786 nucleotides. It is a transcript of the gene slo, whose product is annotated as calcium-activated potassium channel slowpoke. Gene Ontology annotation, biological process: transmembrane transport; potassium ion transport. The transcript is spliced from 27 exons. The record is from RefSeq and is a predicted model, not a curated record. Gene Ontology annotation, molecular function: large conductance calcium-activated potassium channel activity. Gene Ontology annotation, cellular component: postsynaptic membrane. Bases 93 to 3665 code for a protein of 1190 amino acids. NCBI's taxonomy places the organism in Eukaryota, Metazoa, Arthropoda, Insecta, Lepidoptera, Noctuidae.